This is a messenger RNA of Pseudomyrmex gracilis, 5107 nucleotides long. It is a transcript of the gene atk, whose product is annotated as protein artichoke. The transcript is spliced from 12 exons. The record is from RefSeq and is a predicted model, not a curated record. NCBI's taxonomy places the organism in Eukaryota, Metazoa, Arthropoda, Insecta, Hymenoptera, Formicidae. Gene Ontology annotation, molecular function: protein binding. The coding region runs from base 248 to 4858 and encodes 1536 amino acids.
UUCAGUGCAUUUAGUACGUGCUCGUAACGAGACCACGAAGAGCUACGCUCGUUAAUCGAGAAAGACACAAGUGGAAAUAAAUUUCGGAAGACAACUUUUGUUUUUCUUUGUGGAUUUGGGUUUUAUUGAGAAACACGAUAAAACUAUUCAAGAUUCUUGAACAGCGGGUGCUGAUUUAGUAACAGCGCUGUGAAGAAAAUGCGGAACUGGUCGUGCUCGCGAUCGUAGACCACGGUCCAAAUGCGCGAUGGUCAGGCCGUCGGAAGGCGGUGGGCUUCUCAUAGUCGGCUGGCUUCUGGCACUCCGUUCCGUUGGUGCCGGCGCCCAGUUGGAUCCUGAUUAUGGAUGCCCGUCUCAAGAGAGAAUACUGCCCUGCAGAUGCUCGACGCGCGACAUGGAGGUUCAGAUAUGGUGUAGUCAUAGCGAGUUACCGAAAGUCUUAGAAGGUCUGAAGGCAGUGAGCCAUUACGUGGGCCGACCGGUGGACGAACUUAUCCUAGAGAACAACAAUUUACCAAGUCUGCCUGGCAAGGUGUUCGCGACCCUUCGAGUUCUGCGUCUCAUGCUGCGGCACAAUCGACUCGAGAGGGUGUCGUCCGGCUGGCUGGAAGGUCUGCACGACUCUCUGCUGGAACUAUUCAUCGUCGAGCCCGAGCUGCGGUCUCUGCCCGUGGACAGUCUGGAGAACCUGCAAGGUCUCGAGGCGGUGACGCUGCAGAGUCGCGUGAUGAAGAGACUGCCGCGGUUCUCCGGUUUGCCGAAGCUGCGAUACUUGCAGAUCAAUUCGCCGGCAUUGCUGGAACUCGCGCCGCGAAACUUUCGGGACGUUCCCAGUCUGGAACAGUUGCACGUGUUUGGUAGUCCGAGAUUAUCCAGACUGGAAGCUGGAUUUCUUCAUGGUCUGCCUCGACUGGAGCUGAUCAAUAUCUCCGAUUCCGGUAUUCACUGGAUUCAUCCGCGAGCUCUGAACGAUUUACCAAAACUCAAGGAGAUCUCACUGGUCGGGAACGCCAUAAUCGAUGCCGGUAUGGUCGGUCGCGCGUGCAUGGAUCUUCCGUCACUCUCGGUUAUCCGUCUAGAUCAGAAUCGCAUCAAUCGCUUGAGCGAGGGUUCGUUCGUCGAGCUACCGGUUCUGGCGCGUCUUUAUCUAUCGCGCAAUUACAUCACGGAGAUAUUCGCCGGUGCCUUCCAGAGUUUGCCGUCGCUCAAAUCCGUGGAUCUGAAUCAUAACUUGAUCCAUCGCAUCCAUCCGGAUUUCUUUCCGCAGCGUGCGGGAAACUCGCUGGAAGAGAUGUGGUUGAUCAACAAUGACCUUAGUCACGUGGCCGAGAUACGAUCAGUGCUCGAGGCUCUGCCAAGGUUGAAGUUCUUAGACGCUAGUUACAAUCAGCUAAAGGAAAUACCUUUCGGUGCUCUAAGAGGUCACUCCACAUUGGAGAGGCUUCAUCUGAAUCAUAACGGGUUGGCGUUGCUGCAGAGAGAAACGUUCAUGGCAAUGCCGGCACUCAGGGAGCUUAGACUGAAAAACAAUUCCUUGUCCCAUCUGCAGGAAGCACCUUUCUGGAAUUUGCCGGCGUUAAAGGGCCUGGAUCUUUCGGAGAAUUAUUUCCGUCACAUAGAUCCGCGUUUGUUAGCCCAUCUGCCGAAUCUCAGACGAUUGGAUCUUAGCGGCAACGAGAUCGGGCUGAUCGAACCUGAAUCCUUUCACGGCACGCCGGCACUGGAACACAUCAAUGUCUCCGGAAACGCUCUGUCUGUUCUUCAUCCAAUAACCUUUCGACAUUUGACGAAUCUGUACGAACUCGAUGUAAGCUGGAAUCGCAUGUUGGAGGUGGUUCCCGGUUUACCGAAGAACAUUGAGCAUCUUCGCAUGUCUAAGAACCGUAUUGUGGACUUGCCGAGCAUAUCUUCUCAAGAUUUGGUUCUACCUAUCUUGCGUUCGCUAGACUUGAGCUCUAAUGGGAUCGAAAGAAUUCUGCCUGGCGCUUUGGCUGACUUGCCGAAUCUGAGAAAAUUGAAUCUGGGCUACAAUGUUCUGAGACUUCUGGACGAUGGUGUUUUCGAGGGACUUUCGAGAUUGGAGCAACUAGAUCUGAAGUACAAUCGACUGGUCACGUUGCACGGAAGAAGCUUCCGUCCUCUGAAAUCACUGAUGGAUUUAAGUCUACGAGGUAAUCGAUUGGAAGUUCUGCGACCGGACAUCUUUCAGGGAAAUAUGCAAUUGCAAAGGAUUGAUUUGAGCAGGAAUAAUCUUGCUCAAAUUCCUCACGCCACUUUCGCCAAUACCAGAGACCUUCGUGAACUAUACGCGUCGCACAACACUUUGACCGAGUUACCCGGAUCGCUGCACGGUUUAACAGCUCUUCGGGUCCUCGACUUGAGCUUCAACAAGCUGAACAUUCUCUCGCCGGAAACACUUAGCAGUUUGUCGUCCUUGUUGGAACUUAAGCUGGUGCGAAACCGCAUACGGGAGUUAAGAGAAGGCGCGUUCGACGGAUUGCCACGAUUGUCUCUGAUCGAUCUUGAAAACAACGAUCUUAGAGUGAUCGAAAGAAACGCGAUUAGAGCGUUGCCGGAGUUGCAAGCUGUCAAACUUGGCAGAAAUCGAUUACAGUUUAUUCCAAGCGGCGCUUUCACCGAGCUACCGUUGCUUCAGAGCGCGGAACUUCAGGAAAAUCGAAUUCAGGAAGUCGCCACUAAUGCCUUCAUUAACGUGCCACAUUUGCUCUUCCUCAAUCUAAGUCACAAUCAUCUGCCGGGUCUGGAAUACGUCGGUCUGGAGAGUCUUCGCUCGUUAGAAGUUCUCGAUCUCAGCUAUAAUCGUUUAUCCAGAGUCUCCAGUGACAGUUUGGCUUCUAUGGAAUGGCUAGUGGAACUAAAGAUGGACAACAAUCGGAUUUGCGCCGUGCACGGUUCGCCUUUCGACGAUAUGCCUAGAUUACGAGUGUUGAGCCUGCGGAGCAAUCGGAUGACCGCGGUUUCCGAAGACGCUUUCAAAAGACUGAGAUCGAAUAUAGCUGUUUUGGAUAUCGACGGAAAUCCAUUGUCCUGUUCUUGCGGCAUGCUCUGGCUACGAGGAUGGCUGCAACAAGCAUCCUCGGAAGGUCCUAGAUGUGCUGACGGCUCUCUUUUCAAGGAACUCAGAUUAUCGCGACAGGAUUGCCAGCGUGACAGAUACGUCGAGCCUGUUCAUCCGGGAUGCGAGGCUGAGAUGGUUCAUGUUGCCGCGCCCUCAGUUUCUUCAUCCGCACAUGGAGUUACAGAAACGGUGCCGCUCUGGAUGAACUUAAAGGACUCCUCGACGCAGAGACCUUCCGUUUCGCAGGAUUCCGAUUACGUGUACGAAUACGUGGAUUAUCCGGACAACGGAAGCGACACGAGCUUUCCUACGUCGCCGCCCGGCGAAGUGUCUACCAUCAACGUGCCGACUCAGAUUAAAAUUAUUCCACCGUCGCCGCAAAAGCAACAGAUUCAGAAGAACGGCACGUCACCGGUGAAGAAGAACCCUCCGAUACCGCCGUCGCCCAGCAGCUCCGGCUUCACCUUCUUCGGCCUUCCCCUUCCGAAUUUGAACUUCAAUCUGUGGAAACAUUCGGGUAGAAAAGCAGAAAGGAAAGAGUCGUCGUCUGACAGACCCGGUCGAGGACGUCACAGGUCUUUCCCGCCCACGGAACCGGAAAUUCACAGAGGAUUCGUGCCGUUACCUCGCACCCAAAGCGGAUUCGUGCCGAUCGCCGAUCCCAGAUUGAUGUACGAGAAACACGUGAAACAAGAGAACAUAACGAGAUCGUCAAACGCGAGUAUCACUUUGAUGCAUCAAGAGCGUUUGAAAAAGAGCGGAAACAGCACUGUAACUAAAGUAGAAAAAGUGAUCUCCAGAACCGGAAAACCUCGAACCGGCUCCCGGGAAAAAGAGGAAUUAUCCACGGCAUCGACAUUGGAUCGACCGGCUGGUUCGAGCACUUUCGAAUCUCGUAAGAUUUUGCCCAACAACAAUAGAACUAGCUUCAACGUGUCUAGAGUGACGAAAACCGUCAGUGAGCCGAUAAUUGUGGAGGAGUCGUCGCAAGUGGCUCACGAAACGUCGGUGUCCACCGAGAUUUACGACGGCGAGAGUUUGGAGGUGCUUGCUGAGGACACUAAAUUUAUAGAGAAACCUCAGAUGGAAGUCGCUAGUAGAAUAAUUUGGACUACACCAAAAACGGAAACGAGAAAAACUGUAAUUGCCAACAAGGAAACUGCAACAGCAUCAUCGAAAGAAAGCAGUACCAAAAACUGGGACUUGGAAACAGCUGAAUACGAAAAAGAUUCAACCAGAUUAAGCGGCACAACUGACUCUUACGUUGAACGCGAUAAUCCGAAAGCGACGCAAACAAGCGCGCCUUUUUUGCAUUUUUCAACGUCCUCGAUAUCUUUCACAUCGGUUUCACUUCCCAAAGAAACCACGACCGCAAUCUCUCAUACUUCUCGAGGAACGGAAGCGUCCGCUUUGUCCGCGUUGCUGAUUCCGGGAGGACAAAUAACCUCGAGCCCUGUGAAUAUACGUCCGAUUGGUAGAUCCACAAUAACCAAAGUAGCUUCGCCGCAUCUUGGUCACAACGCCGAACGCGAACAAUCGAGGCAGAAACAGAAGUCGAUUGUUGCCGAAGUUGUCGACGAGACAACACUCGAAAGCCAGAACGAGGCGUUCGUCAUCGACGAAGAGGCCAAAGUAAUAGACGACAAUCCGUACAAUUGGUACUUCCAACAUUACAACGAUACGAAUUUAGAACCGUACAUAGGCAUAGCUUAUAACAGCGCUGCGAGGAUCUACGAGUAUCGAUGGUUUGUCUUGCUUGCUUUCAGCAUUUUUAUAUAAAAUAUUGAAAACUUGCCAAAAAUCUUUAGAUGAUUUGUUUUAAAGACGCAUGUUUUUAUAUAACUUUUUAUAUAACUCGAAUCUCACAAGAUGAUCAAGUUUUUUUGUUAAUGAGUAACUUGUUGUAAUACUCUUGCAUACAUGUGUAUAGAUAUGCCGUAAUGACAAACGAUGUGUAUACAGUUGCAUUAUAUAUUUCAUUGGAAAAAACUUCUAAUAUAUUGUACAAAACUCGUACGUGUAUUUGCG